UGGAUCAAGGAGGCUGCACUGCAAGCUGUGCAACAAGGAAUUCACAGGGACACAGAAACGGCCGAUGGAGCACUUUUGUUUGAAGAGGGCCUCCGUCCGGUGUCCAAAUGCAACGAUGGCGAUUUGGAGGAGGUUGCACAGGGUUGGUUUUGAGAUGCCACCAGAUCUUAUGGAGAGGGUGCAGCGCGCAAUAGAGGAGACUGCCAGCGAUGACGAUGAUGGUCCUGUGCUGGAGGACGACGCGGUGGGGCGAGGGGGAGGGGUUGCGAUGGAUGGGGAGGCAGGGGAGGCGGUUCAUGGGGAGGCUGGCAGCGGGGUGGAUGAGGUGACAAGAGGGGUUGUGGCCGAUGGAGAGACUCCGGUCCGGAGACCUGCAUUGUCGCAGACUGCGGAGCAGGCUGCCCGCAGACGGGGGACGGCUAGACAGACGAGCAUCGUCAGGUACACGAAGAACCCCAGACAGGCGGACAUCGAUGAUACCUGCUGCGAGUUCUUCGUCGAGAACGCCAUCCCGUUCAACGCCGCGAAAAGCAAGAGCUUCAAGAAGUUCCAGCUGGCGUGUUAUGGGCCGCAACCUGCGGCGAGCUGCCCUCUUGUGCCCACUGGGUACAACCCACUACGAUGCAGGCUGCUUGAUCAGUUGCGCGGGAGGUUGGAGGCUGAGGAGAAGGCGCUCUGGGACGACUGGGAGGUGACAGGCUGCACGUUCAUAACCGAUGGCACCACAGACAUCUGUGGGCGAUCGCUUAUGAACUACAUCCUCGCCGGGCGGUCGAAUUUUCAUCAAAUGCGAGGAUGUGAGCGAGGGGGAGAAGGAUGCAGUUGCCGUCGUCGCAGGGUGGAAGAGCGACUGGAGGUCUGUGCCAAGGCCAUCAUACGCAUCGUGAAUGGACUCGCCUGGGAGAGGAUGGUGUGGAGGGGGGAUAUCAGGGGGAAGGCGUUAUUUGUGGAGGAGACUGUUCUUGACAGGGCCUUCUGGGCUGAUGUCAAGAAGCUGACCACCCUCAUGAAGGGCCCUUAUGAAGUCCUACGAGAGGUGGACAAGGAUGUCCACUGCUUGUCUCGGAUCUACGACCUGGACCGUCAAUUGCCUGUCUUCGUCCGUUCGGCCCCCCUCGGUGACAAGGAGCGAGAUGAUGUCCUGGUGGACGUGAAGAAUAGGACAGAUAUGCUGCUCAGCCCGAUCCACGUCGUGGCCCGGUUGCUGGAUCCAGUGUUGAGGGACAUUGCUGUUUUCAGCAAUGUCGAGCUCAUGACGCAGUUUGAGGCUGUUAUGGAGCGCCUCAUCGGCAAGAGAGGGAGCAAGACGUUUGACGACUGCUUGGACCAACUGUAUGAGUUCCAGAUGGCGAGAGGAGUGUUCGGCACCACACGGGCGGUGCAGAGGGCGAAGAAGGACAAUGCGGUGCUGUGGUGGGAGGCGCACGGGGCUGGCCAUCCAGAGAUCAAGGCUCUGGCGGUGAAGGUGCUCUCCAUUUGGACGACAUCCUCUCCAGCAGAGAGGAAUUGGAGCACUUGGUCUCUUGUGCAGAUUAAGUCCAGGAAUAAGCUGCACCACCAGCGCACCGAGAAGUUGGUGUACUCACACUGGAGCCUCAGGCUCAAGAGCAGGGGCGAUGACGGCCCAACGGUGGUAGGAGGAUGGUUGGGGCUAGCAGCAGACUGGGCUGACGAUGAUUUGGAGGGUGAUCAGGCGGGUUUGACUGACGCUGUCGACRACGGAGAGGUGGAGGAGGGUAUGGAGUGGGGUGACAUGGAGGAGGAGGAGGACGAUGACGAUGUGGACAGCGAGGACGAGAUUCCACAUGACGAGUGGGUGGACGAUCGGUUAGACUCUGACAGAUCGUGGACGAGGAGGGAGGAAAUCACACCAUAUGUUCCGGGCACACGACAUGGAUUGAGGUCCCAGAGUCAGCGGCAGCAGGUGCAGCAACAUGAGGAGCAGCCUGUGGAGCACCAUGAGCAGGCUGUUGUGGAGCAGCAGCAGCAGCAGCAGGCUGACGAGGAGCAGCAAAUAGAGGAUCAGCAGCAGCAGGCUGACGAUCAGCAGGGGGAGGAGGCACUGGGGCACGGGGAGCAUGAGGGCGAGGUAGAGGGAGAUGAAGCAUGCGAUGCAUCAGCUACAGCAGCUUCAGCAGUACUAGCCGCAGCAGCAGCAGCUUCGACAKCUGCAUGUGUUGCAGCACAUGCAGCAGCGCAUGCACCUSUKGSRGCUGCUGCUUCUGCGGCUUGUGCCACUKAAGCUGCUUCAGGUAGUGCAUCAUCUACAUGACAAGAUGCAACGACCAUAGGCAGGUAAGUAUCUUUGUCG
This is a messenger RNA of Chara braunii, 2311 nucleotides long. NCBI's taxonomy places the organism in Eukaryota, Viridiplantae, Streptophyta, Charophyceae, Charales, Characeae. The record is from the annotation of a GenBank genome assembly.